UAUAAAUUCAGUUACGUUUGAAGCGGAGAAUGAAAUAGUUCUAUCGGUGUUAUUAGCAGUAAUAAAAGAAAGAUUUGAUUUGAUUUUUACGACAUACAAAUUGAGAAUCAAGCGAUGAUCAUCAACUGUUUGCUAAUAUGCCUAAUGGCAACUGCUUGCCUGUCGCAGGCAUCGUUGGAUGAUCUUAUUUCUGAAAUAUUUAAGACGGAUGGUUCUGCUGGUUCGAACCCAACAACUCCUCCAAAUGUUAUUUCACCCACUCCUACACAUCCAAUACCAACCCCGGAUGUACGCAAUGAUAACAAAUUCCAGUCCUGCGGAAAUCAGAAGGAGUGUGUGCCACGCUGGUUGUGCGCAAACAAUACAAUCAAUACUGAUGGUGAAAACCUAAUUGAUAUUCGUAUUGAUACGGGCACACCGUGCUCAUACCUGGAGCUAUGUUGUGAUCUCCCAAAUAAGAAAGCUAUUCCUGAUAUUGUGAAGCCAUCGGAGAACCAUGGCUGCGGUUAUCAAAAUCCCAACGGCGUUGGUUUUAAAAUAACUGGUGCUGUUAACCAAGAAGCUGAAUUUGGAGAAUUUCCAUGGAUGGUUGCAAUCCUGCGCGAGGAGUCUCAGUUGAAUCUGUACGAAUGCGGAGGAGCUUUAAUAGCACCGGACGUCAUACUGACGGCAGCCCACUGUGUUCAUAACAAGGACGCCAAAUUUUUAAUAGUGCGGGCUGGUGAAUGGGACACUCAAACAAAGGACGAAAUCAUACCACACGAGGAUCGUUAUGUGAAGGAAAUAGUCUAUCAUGAGCAAUAUAAUAAGGGAACUCUGUAUAAUGACGUUGCUCUGCUAUUUUUGGAAACGCCAUUUACUCUCCAGGAGAAUAUUCAGCCAGUUUGCUUGCCAAAUGUGGGUGAAAUUUUCGACUAUGACCGCUGUUACGCCACUGGCUGGGGCAAAAAUAAGUUUGGCAAGGAUGGGGAAUAUCAAGUAAUUCUCAAGAAAAUCGACUUGCCUGUUGUGCCAAAUGCCAAGUGCCAAACAGAUCUUCGCCAGACUAGACUUGGAAAGCACUUUAACCUUAAUGAAAGUUUCAUGUGUGCCGGAGGAGAAAAGGACAAGGAUACAUGCAAGGGAGAUGGUGGCUCACCACUGGUGUGCCCUAUUAAAGGUUUCCCUAAUAGAUUCAAGUCUGCUGGUAUUGUUGCCUGGGGCAUUGGCUGUGGUGAAGAAAACAUUCCUGGAGUAUAUGCCAAUGUUGCCCAUUUGAGGCCAUGGAUAGAUCAGAAACUCAACCAAAGACAGGUUGACUUUACAUACUUCACUCCUUAAGCAAUUGAUAAAUGUAAUGCUCAUAAUCAAUUUAAUUUGACACGUAAUAAAUCUAUGCUUUUCACACA
Messenger RNA from Drosophila busckii, 1388 nucleotides. RefSeq names its product phenoloxidase-activating factor 2. The transcript is spliced from 4 exons. The record is from RefSeq and is a predicted model, not a curated record. The coding region runs from base 115 to 1320 and encodes 401 amino acids. NCBI's taxonomy places the organism in Eukaryota, Metazoa, Arthropoda, Insecta, Diptera, Drosophilidae. Gene Ontology annotation, molecular function: serine-type endopeptidase activity. Gene Ontology annotation, biological process: proteolysis.